Molecule: messenger RNA, 795 nt
Organism: Triticum turgidum subsp. durum (durum wheat)
Lineage: Eukaryota; Viridiplantae; Streptophyta; Magnoliopsida; Poales; Poaceae
Source: the annotation of a GenBank genome assembly
AUGAGCUCUGCUGGUUCUGCAAGGGUUCCAAAGAGGAGACGGACUACCAAGACGUCGGAGGCUGCAGACCGGCAACUUCGGGAGCGACAGUUUCUGGACCUGAACUUGUUUCCAGCUGUUGAAGUAGCCAGUACUGGGGGUUCACUCUCCAUUAAUGAGCCUGUCUCACGCACGCAGCCCCCUCCUACGGCGGCUGCCCUGCUUUACGAGACCACACAGGUUGUGGUGUCAUCUGCUGCUGCAGGGUCAAACAUUGGCAUGAAUAGUUUCCCCAUCAACGUGGAGGUGAUUGAUGAUGAUGUUGCGAUUUAUACCUCAGGGCCGCCCCCUCAAUUUCUGUUUCAGGCAAGACAACAGUCGUCCAGGACAGGACCUAUCACUGUGAUAAUAGAUGAUGAUUCUGAAACUACUGCUGGACCAGCAGGGGAAGCUCUUGAUGAGCAUGUGAACACUCUGCUGUCUCUGGGAAUGAACCCGAGGCACAAUCCCUCGAGAGCACAACCCAACACCGACCUUGUAAUAAACAUAGUAGACACACCUGAGACCAACAACAUACCGCCCAAGGUGGUGCAGGCUGUCCCUGAACCUGUGAAGGAGAUCCCAAAGGAAACAAAGUUCAGCUGUCCAGUCUGCAUGAAUGAGCUGGUCAAUGCAUCAUCGACCAUCUGUGGCCACAUCUUCUGCCAGAAGUGCAUCAAGGCCUCCAUCCAGGCUCAAAAGAAGUGCCCUACCUGCCGGAGGAAGCUGACCAUGAGCAACUUCCACCGGGUCUACCUCCCGACGGCAGAUAAUUAA